AUGCCUGCCAACGCAUGCAAAACGAUGCCAGUGGCUGUGAUGCCUUCUUUCGAUCUAGAUCGGCAGCAAAACCUCUUGAACUCUUUGAAAUUCAGCCAGAUUGAUCUACGCCGCUUAAGCUGUCAGCAAAACCACGCAACAACAUGCCGAUGGCUUUUAACACACCCUGAAUACAUCGACUGGCUAAAUCCAAAAAAAGCACUCGAACACUGUGACCUUCUAUGGCUUAGGGGACGCCCUGGUACUGGCAAGUCGACGAUUAUGAAAUUUGCCUGUGGAGAAGCGAUGGAUGAUGAAGAGAAGACAACUUUAUCCUUCUUCUUUAGCGCACGCGGCGAGAAUUUAGAGCGCUCAGCUCCUGGGAUGCUUCGGUCUCUCCUAUUCCAGCUACUCAAGGUGCUACCCAUUCUCCUCAAGGUAUUUGACGAGCCAGACCACAAAGCUUCGCUGGAGGAAGUUCACAGAGCUAUUCUGAGUCACCAAAAUCCUGUGUGGAAGCUCAAGGUACUCCAGGAUUUGCUACGAAGCGCACUGGCGAAGCUCGGCCAAAUCCCGCUGAUAAUAUUUGUCGAUGCUCUUGACGAAUGCGCUCCUACUCAAGUGGAAGAACUAGUAGUGUACUUUGAAGCCGCUACUACCCGCAUAUUGAUAUCCACAAAAGUUCAAGCCAUGGCAAGGGGCUGCUUCGCGUGGGUCGUUCCGGUCGUCGCAAUUCUAAAUGCAGAUUACCAAGCUGGCCGACGAAUUCUUGAUAUAAAGAUGCGACUCGCGGGCUUACCAGCCGAGUUGGACGAUCUUUUGACCCUAACGACGCUUCUAACCACGCCACAGAACAAACAGUCCGUAGCGGCUGCGCGAUACACGGACUCAGGAUAUAUGUCCGUGUCUGCGAUCGAGUUCGAUAAAUCGAGGAAGCAUGGCUAUCAGACUGCUACAGAGUCUGUCCCGGCGCCGGAUGGGCAAGAUUUUGACGACACGGCAACUGAGUAUUCGGACGCGUCGAGCGCGGCAUUCUCGAUGGAGGAGGACUACAUCAGGGCACUGGCAGAUGACUUAUUCAGGAAGAUCGCCUCGUUGAAUGCGAAGGAGGAGCCUCAUAUGAGGGCCUCGAUGAUUCUACCUGAGCUCCUCCAGGCCUUUGCAUUGAAGGUUGGGCAUGAUGCCCCGACGCCGAUGCAUCUGGAUGUUAUGACUUUUGUGCAUAAACAUAGACACGAGAUCGUUACAGCCUUUACCAAAAUCAGUUCCAAGCAGGAUGAUGAUCCCGAAGUAAACACAACUAACUCGAAUUGCAUGAACUUACAAGAACGCAUGAGCCUUUGGGAGAGGAAUGAUAACUUCGAAGGGAUCCCACUCGAGGAAAAGCUAGAAGGCCUUGACCCCGAAGACAUCGAUACCCAGACUGAGGAUGAGGAGACCUAUGGUGAAACAGUACUUGAUAAUCGGCUUCUUGCCUACCGGGAGUUUAUCCCCAGUACUGAGGCUUACGAAUGGCUGCUAACUCGACUGUUGAGGGAGUGCCGCCUUGUUCCGACGGAACCGAAUACCAUUCAAGUGAUCCGAAGGGAUGUGAUGGUUCAGCUGGUGAAAGAGGUUCUCCGGAGCGCAGAGGGCCAUUUGCAUAUGUGCAAAUUGCCAGACGGUACAGCACUGACCGCAUAUAUCAGCGGCUCGAAAUUUGUGGUGGAAGCUUAUGGGAUCGUAGUUUCCAUCGCAGAGACUGGAGAACAGCUUGCCUGGCUUGGGGCUGCUUUGCGAACUUCGCCGCGACAGAGCGGGCUCGUUCAUUGCAUACCAAUGAUCUCUACUAUCCGGACUGAUGUGGCUGAGUGCCGUUCCGAAGGAUGCCAGACAUCAGCAGUUGAUUACAUCUGCUCGAUGGCAUUCACAAUGGUAGAAGUCCCGCAGCCUCUCAACACUACCAAUGGUCAGUGCUGGCACGACAUUUUCAAGAAUCCGGUCGUCGUGAGAGGGUAUCCCAUCCCUAAAAGAACCCAGUGGAGUACCGGCUUAGAGAUUUCUCUUAACAUCAUGGCGGGCCUCGCUCAGACUCAACGAGUGGAUCGGUUUGACGACAAGGUCUACAUUAAAGGCUUUUCAACGCUGUUGAUUCCGACCUGGCUCAAUGACGAUAUUAUUUGCUGGCAUUUGGUUUACAACAAGGACGGAGGUCGGAUAUCCUAUCUAGAUGGAGAUCUAGACCAGGAACAGCGCAUUGCGCGCUUGAAUCCAGAAGACUUUCGCCAUGUGCUUGGGUGGUGCUCAGAAGCCAACGUGUUUGCCGGUUCAAAGCUAGCAGAUCAAACCCCAGUCGGUCACUCGAGGCUUCCCAAACCUCACGCAGGAUGUGUCCUCGCCAAUAAAUCCGUUUCUGAGGGGAAGAUCAUCUCCAGCGGCCCUGCCUUCAACUUGGGUGCUAAAGACAAGCCUAUUCGGGUGUCUCGCAGUGGCUACAUCCCCCGGCUCCAGUGGAUGGCCACCAAGUUUGUGCUCUUAUGGGACGAGAGCGACAAACGAGGCUGGCUCAUAAACGGCACGAGUGCUCUAUUACAUGUUGUACGGGCAUCUUUGGCGCAUGACAAACGUGGUGAUUUCUCAUCUGCGUUUCUCUUCGAAAGUCUUCAAGAAUCGGACAAGCCAGGCAAGGCCAACUCCGCCAUUCACGUACUCAUCAACCGCAGCAACCUGGACCUCAGGUUGUACCGUGAGAAAAAUGGAUAUCUUCUCCUCGAGAGCCGGAUCGAAUCUUUUUGCAACAUUUUGGAGAAACUCAUCGAUCAACAGGCCAAGAUAGCCAGAGACCCUGGCAUAAAAUGGAGUGACAAGUCGCGGAAGUAUCUUGAGGGCUGGGAAUUCGAAGACUUGGCGAGAAGGCGUGACCCAUUACACCCGCGUGUGGCCACUCUCAAGGCCGCCGGUAAAGCAUGGGUUGACUUCACAAGGGCUAUUCAGGCUGUCACGUUAGUUGGGAGUGGGUUUGGCGAUAUUAUCCAACCAGCUGUUGCGGAUUUCUGCCAACACUGGGCCAAAUUGCCAACGAAGCAAUACUAUAUCGCAAGUUGCCUCUUUGAUCUGAGCGAGGUAAUCAAAGAGCAUGGUAAUCGUACUGACGGCCAUGUUCGACUGGGUGAUAAUCUGAUAUGGCAUACUCCGACAACUAUGUUCGGGACCUGUCGAUGCGGGAGAGAUGCCUUUGGCCAGGACCAUUGCGAGCCAGUACAAACAUUUUUCCCAUCAGCACUUUCUGGUACGUUGGGUCCCCGAAGACACAUAUAUAAAGAAAAGUGUGCAAAUGACGGAGCUCUCAUCUUCGGCCAUAAUUCGCAUUUCUCCUGGGUCUGGGGGGACAUUGGCCAUCCGCAAGAGGGUGGUCUUGAAGAAGCGCUUCUCAAAGAUGCGAUCCCUCCUUCCAGGUUAGCCAAAGUCAGCUCAGAUUCGUUCCACGACAGCGGUAUUGGCUCGACUUUGUCUGAAGGGCUAGACUCAUCUUCAGGAGCUUCUUUCGUGAAGUCUCCAAACUACCCUCAGAACGACACCGAUGUGCCAGAAUCUGCAGCUUCUAUCGACGGCGAACGGUACAUCCUUAGACAAUACACCGUAGGAAUCCUCUGCGCUCUGCCGAAAGAGCUCAUGGCUGUCCGGGCGCUCUUUGAUCGCAAGCACGUCAGCCUCGAAGUGCCACUAGACGACAGCAACCAAUACGCGCUCGGCCAGAUGGCGCAGCAUAUGGUCGUCACGGCGUGUCUCCCGGCCGGUGAGUACGGUACCAACUCGGCCGCAACAGUAGCGUCCAACAUGGUGCGCAGCUUCCCAUGCAUCCGGUUCUGCCUCCUAGUUGGCAUCGGCGGCGGCGCGCCCUCAGAGAAGAAUGACAUCCGUCUUGGCGACGUGGUCGUCAGCCUACCCAGUGCGCCCGCCGCGCGUCUUAACCACCGCCAUCAGCGCCCUGCGUUCGGAUCCAAACCUGCGUUCCGACCCGCUGGGCCCGCACCUUCGAAAAAUCGCCGCCGGCCUGUCUGA
Molecule: messenger RNA, 4020 nt
Organism: Akanthomyces muscarius
Lineage: Eukaryota; Fungi; Ascomycota; Sordariomycetes; Hypocreales; Cordycipitaceae
Exons: 9
Coding region: 1-4020 (1339 amino acids)
Biological process (GO): nucleoside metabolic process
Molecular function (GO): catalytic activity
Source: RefSeq, a predicted model, not a curated record